AGCAGGAGGAGGAGGAAGUGUGAUCAGUCGAUGUCUGACCUGCCGCUGCUCUGCUCCCCGCUGAAAACACGAUGCUGUCCGGGCGUUAUGUGAUCCAGGAACUUCUGUGAGCGGCAUUAAAAGGUCUAUAAGAGAUAAAGGACAACAUGAAGACAUUUAUUUGGUAGAAUACUGCAGCAAACAGGAGCCUCAUCUCCACAUCUAGAGGGGAAGGUUUUACUGAUUUCCAGACCUUAGCCGUUCCACUUUCCAGGAUGGAAUCCAAGAAACGGAGCAAGAUGGACAUUUUCCGGAACAAAGUUCUGCCACGUCUCCACCUGGGCAAGACUCACUUACCCAAGCGUAGCCACAAACCCAAUCACCUUAUGGACAGCCGCAUGAGCACAUCCGUCCCAGAUAUCAGCAACAUGAGGCAGGAGCCUGUGGCCUCCAGCAUGCAGGCCCAUCUUCAGAACUCUGCAAGCCACAGCACUCUGUCCUCACUGUCUCCUCGUAGGGAGGGAGGUGGGAGUGGCCUGCAGGUACCUGGAGCAGGAGCUAAAAAGGCCGAACACAGACGGAGCAUGCCUGCAGAAUGCACAGAGUGGGCUUUCUCUGAGGAGUCUGUCAAUGGUUUCUGUGGAGAGGAGAGGAUCUUAAUGGAGGCAAAACAAAAAGCAGUUUUAGGUAUAGAGCCUGAGGAGCUGGCUCUGCCAGAGAUGAUGACUGUCUACAGCCCAGACAUCCCUAAGGAAGAGCUUUCCCCCGACAAUUCACAGGGUGAGAUGGGAAACGAGGCUGAAAAUCAGACGGAAAAUGUCCAAGAUGUUCCGAAGUCCUACUUGCUCACAAUCAACCUUAAGGAAGGACACAACCUGGUUAUCCGGGACCGCUGCGGUACCAGCGACCCUUAUGUGAAGUUUAAGUUUGACGGAAAGAGCAUCUAUAAAAGCAAAGUUGUUCAUAAAAACCUCAACCCUACAUGGAAUGAGAGCUUCUCUGUGCCGCUGAAGGAUCUGAAUCAGAAGAUGUACAUCAAGGUGUACGACAGUGAUCUGACUACCGACGACUUUAUGGGCUCUGCCUCUGUUCUCCUUAGUGAUUUAGAGAUCGACAAGGUCAAUGAGCUCUCUCUCUCGCUGAAUGAUCCAAACACCCUGGAGGAAGACAUGGGCUACCUGCUGGUAGACAUGACGCUGUCUCUCAGAAACGGAAGCUCCAAGAAAGGAAUUAAGUGGCCCCGAAAACGAAGUGCUAGGGGAGGGAGUUCCCAGAACUCUAGGUUGUCUGAUUCACUGAAGAAGAGCCAGCUUUGGACGUCCGUUUUGUCGGUGAUACUGGUUGAAGGUCGGGGGCUGCUUCUGGACAGCCAGACUGGUCAUCUGUUUGUUCGCUUCAAACUGGGAGAGCAGCAGUUUAAAAGCAAGAAUCACUGCAAAGUGGCCAAUCCUCAGUGGAGAGAAAGAUUCACCAUGAAGCAUUUCCUGAAUGCUGCACAGAUCCUGGAGGUGGAGCUGUGGUCCAAAGAAUCCCGCAGGAAUGAGGAGCGCUUGGCGACGUGUGAGGUGGACCUGUCCCAGAUGCCUUUCAAUAUGCAGCAGUGUUUCACACCCAACCUGAGCUCCAGCAGAGGAUCCUUGGUCUUCCUGGUCACACUAAACGCCUGCAGCGGCGUUUCCAUCUCUGACAUCAACGCCGCGCCGCUUGAUGAACCUCUCGAACGACAGAACCAGCUGGAGAAUUAUUGUUUAAAAAGAUCUCUAAAGAACCUCAGGGAUGUCGGUUUGCUUCAAGUCAAAGUCAUCAAGGCUUCAGACCUGAUUGCUGCAGAUUUGAACGGGAAAAGCGACCCAUUCUGCGUGUUGGAGCUGGGCAAUGACAGACUGCAGACCUACACAGUCUAUAAGAACCUCAAUCCAGAGUGGAACCAAGUCUUCACUCUGCCUGUCAAAGACAUCCAUGACGUUCUCAUGGUGUCCGUCUUUGAUGACGACGGUGACAAGCCGCCAGACUUUCUGGGAAAAGUUGCCAUUCCACUGCUUUCGAUCCAAAGGAGACAUCAGUUUGCCUACCCGCUGAAGAAGGAGGACUUGGGCAGACUGUCAAAGGGGUCCAUUACUCUAGAGCUGGAGGUUAUUUUUAACCCUAUCAAAGCAAGUAUAAGAACCUUCCAGCCUAAAGAGAGAGGAUACAUGGAGGAUAAUCUGAAAUUUUCCAAAAAGGCUCUGGCCAGGAAUGUGGCGCGUGUACGAGCGAUUUACGCGGCUAUCACGUCUACUCUGCAGUACAUCAAAAGCUGCUUCCAGUGGGAGAGUGUUCAGAGGAGCCUGCUGGCCUUCCUGAUUUUUCUGCUCACGGUGUGGUACUGGGAUUUCUACAUGCUGCCCUUCUUCCUGGUUCUGCUCAUCACAUGGAACUACUUCCAGGUCCGCUCUGGACGAGUCAGUCAAGACGUGGACAACAUGGAUUUGGCGGAUGAGGAAGAGGAUGAUGAAAAGGAGUCGGAGAGAAAAGGCCUGAUAGAUAAAAUCCACAUGGUCCAAGACAUUAUCAUCACCGUCCAGAACCUGCUGGAUGAGAUCGCCUGCCUCGGAGAGAGGAUUAAAAACACAUUUAACUGGUCGGUGCCAUUCCUGUCUGCCUUGGCGCUUGUGGUCUUUAUCAUCGCUGCAGUCGUCACAUACUUCAUCCCCAUUCGCUACGUGGUCCUAAUAUGGGGUAUCAAUAAAUUCACCAAGAAGUUACGGAACCCGUACUGCAUCGACAACAAUGAGGUGCUUGAUUUCCUGUCGAGGGUGCCUUCAGAUGUGCAGAAGGUUCAGUACAGCGAGGGCAAAAGUAGCCGGAAGAAGAAGAUCCAGUAGAAAAGGUUGCCGAUGGAGGAUUGUUUCUCACGCUGGUUCCUGACGCGGCUGUUUUAAAUGAACCCACCCUGUAGAGGAUGGCGUGUCUGUCUGAGGAAGGGGCUGACCUUCGUAUCGGCUGCGGGAUGUUCAGUAUGUACGGCUCUCCAGGCGCGGAUCGGCCGGCGCUUCUCAACCAAAAAGGACCUCGCCGAGCGCUCGGCAGAAUCAUCUCAGUCUCUGAAUGUUUCUGUUUGUUUAUUGCUGGAGCAGCUUAUAGUAGUAUUUAUCGUGAAUUUAGGUGUACUAUUGUAUGUACAGUAAGGUUUACUUUAGAGAAAAAAAAAUGAUCAGUUGGAAGCUGCUGUAAGUUUUAUUGUUGGAACCUAAUGACACUUUUAUGGAUGGAUUAUUUUCCCAUCUGAAAAAGAAACGAUGCAAUUUCCGGGAUGAAUGUGAAUGUUUGUGUUUUAGAAAGAAAUAAGUCAUUUUAUAAAUCAAAGCUUUUAUAUAGAAGCUGAUAUGCAUUAAGUUUCUGAACUUCAUUUAUUAUAUAUGUAUUCACUAAGUUUAUUUAAUUGUGUUAAUACGACUCUUUUACACACAAAGAUAAGUGCCUGGAUUUAGUUUUAAGUUUUGUACCCCUUAGAAUCCCUAUCUUUUUUAUUCUUUUAUUCUGUGGGCUUUCCUGUAAGACCUUAUUUAUUAAUGACUACUAUAUAGAAAAUGUGUCCUAUGGCCCUUGCAGCAAUAAAUGCAUGCAUCAAAUC
Cyprinodon variegatus (sheepshead minnow) is the source of this 3592-nucleotide messenger RNA. Its product is annotated as multiple C2 and transmembrane domain-containing protein 2-like. Bases 255 to 2843 code for a protein of 862 amino acids. Gene Ontology annotation, molecular function: calcium ion binding. Gene Ontology annotation, cellular component: synaptic vesicle membrane. The record is from RefSeq and is a predicted model, not a curated record. The transcript has 23 exons. NCBI's taxonomy places the organism in Eukaryota, Metazoa, Chordata, Actinopteri, Cyprinodontiformes, Cyprinodontidae. Gene Ontology annotation, biological process: regulation of neurotransmitter secretion.